UCGUUCCGCUUACCAGUGCAAAUCUGACCUUUCGUGUGUCCUAUCGUGCCGCUCGAUUUCUUAAAAGCGCUUUUAUAGUUGUUUACAAUGAAAUUCAAUUAUGUUCUAAUUCGGGAAUAGAAUUUGUUUGUACAGAGAGGUGCACUGAGAAGAGGAAGCUGCUUGGAUUCGGUUUGCCCUGGAAAAACAUGCUAUUCACUUGGUGAUAAGGUGAUCUUUGAGACCAUUCCAAUCGAAGAUGUCUAAAAGCGGGUACACCUGUGUCAGACUGGUAUUUUGCUGGUUAAACGUGUUCUUAUGGGUUACAGCUUGCAUUUUACUGGGCCUUGGCGUUUGGUUAAGACUAUCACACGAAGGCUUAGUAACCCUUGUCCCUCAAUAUGAUUACCUAAGUUUGGACAUCAUCUUCAUGGGCAUUGGAACUCUAGCCUUCUCCUUAACAUUUUUAGGAUGCUGUGGUUCUUUGUUCCAGAACAGAUGCAUGCUCAUCAUGUAUUUUGUCUUGGUGAUUUUACUUCUUGUAGCCGAAAUAAUAUGUGGUACCACAAUUUUUGUGUUCAGAGAAGGACUGAACCAUUUUGUGAGGGAGGAUUUGAAGAAUGGAAUAAUGCUUCACUAUAACGCUAGUACUGGUGGGCCAUUUAGUUUACCUAAAAUUUGGGACCGUAUUCAAUUACAGUUCAGAUGUUGUGGAGUUGACAGCUACGAGGAUUGGUACCUCAUAGGUGCAUGGCCAAAAGAAAGAUGGGUUCCAGACUCCUGUUGUCUGCCUGCAGUUAGAGAAAAAGGUUGUGGAAGAACUGAUGCCGAUAACUGGUACGAAGGUGGCUGUUAUCAGCCUAUCUAUGCCUGGUUUUUGAACAGACUGACCACUUUGGGGGUUGUUGGAUUGAUUGUGACUUUCCUACAGCUAUAUGGAAUGAUAUCAGCGAUGCUGCUAUUUUGUACCAUCAAACAUAAAAUAUUGACGAGGAAAUAUAAGUCUUAUAAAACAUAACACUGUAAUCAUAUUCAGGAAGUCUGAUCGGUCUGAUGCUUCUGUGUUAAUCGAAUCAAAUAAUCAAGAAGAGGUACAGAAGGCCAAAGAUAUAUGCCAAGAUUACAAAUAGAGGAAAAUAUUCUAUAUAAUUGUGUUUUCCAGUUGUUUAUAAUGCAUAUUUUAUUCUACUUCAAUGUUUUAUACUAAAUCGAAUCGAUUGAUGUUUAUUAAUAAAUGUUCCUUGUUUUUAUUA
Molecule: messenger RNA, 1232 nt
Organism: Harmonia axyridis
Lineage: Eukaryota; Metazoa; Arthropoda; Insecta; Coleoptera; Coccinellidae
Product: tetraspanin-9
Exons: 7
Coding region: 239-997 (252 amino acids)
Cellular component (GO): membrane
Source: RefSeq, a predicted model, not a curated record